GUUCAGACAUUGUCAAAUGUGUUAGGUCAAAGGCAGCCAUCGUAUGCUCCCAAAAAACCUUUGCAUUAUUAUUAUUUGAUUUUCUUUGUCAUAUAUUAUUCCUAAACCAUUUUUGUCAAAAACUUCAACUGCAACCUUUCUCCUUUUUCUUACUUGUUUUUCUCCCUUCUCUUUCUAACACACGUUUCUCAAUUUCUGGUGAGAGAGAGAGAUAGGAAGAAAUGUGUCCUCUGAGAAUAAUUCUGAUAUUCCUUUCGGCAACUCUCGCCGGUUUCUUUGUCCUCCGAAACCUCAAGUCACAGCACGAAGCAUUAUCCCCUGCCGGCGAGGAAACCCACCACGAUCUUGAUGAGUCAGACAAAACCCAUUUGUCAAAUUCGUCGACUUCUUCGGUUAACCGAUUCUCCAAGGUUCGCUCAGCUAUGGAGACUGGAUUUUGGACCUGUGUGGAUAUGGCUAGUGGUCGCUACCUAUGGAGGCAUUUGUCUAAGAGAUCUGAAUGACCUCUAUUCUUCUCGUUGACCGGGUUGUGUCUGAUUCUUGUGAAGAUUUUAUUGCUGUUCAGGUUUGGGUUUGACUAUGGUGUAUCAUUUAGUUGACGAGGAUUUUCAUUAUUAAUAGCCUGUGUAAGAAAUGUAAUUCUUGGCUCAAUUGGAAAAUCCAUAUAUUGUUAGCUUUAACAAAAUCUUGUACUCCCUAUAAUCAAAUGUAGCAGUUGAAAGUUGGGGUUUUGGUAUAGUAAUGAAAUAAGGUGACAUUUUUCGUGUCUGUUUAAACCCCCUUUUUCAAUGGAGGAAAAUCAGAAAUACAUUAACUCUUUGAAUUUACUUCCUCAA
This is a messenger RNA of Cannabis sativa, 836 nucleotides long. RefSeq lists its product as uncharacterized. Bases 222 to 503 code for a protein of 93 amino acids. The record is from RefSeq and is a predicted model, not a curated record. The transcript is spliced from 2 exons. NCBI's taxonomy places the organism in Eukaryota, Viridiplantae, Streptophyta, Magnoliopsida, Rosales, Cannabaceae.